AUGAAGAAUAUUUUUAAAUAUAAAAAUAGAUUAACGUUAUUUAGAAAAGGUUUCUCAACAACUAAUAAGCCAAAGGUCGAAAUAAAAAAAACGAUACUGUAUGAUUCACAUAAGAACAACAAUGCAAUUUUUAAGAUACAACAUGGUUUCUAUUUACCAGACGAAUACAAAGACAUCACGUUGAUUACCUCCAAUUUACAUACUCGAACAAACUGUUCAUUAUUUGAUUAUACAUAUAGACCGAUAUUAAAAAUAAGUGGGGAGGAUAAAAUAAAUUUCAUUGAAAAAUAUGUAGGUAGUGAUAUUAAAGGAUUAUGGGAAAAUGAAUGUAGAAUUAGUUUACUGUUAAAUGACAAGGGUGGUAUUAUAGACGAUAUUAUGAUUAUACUUCGAGAGAAAUAUUUGUUAUUAUAUUUAAAUAUACAAUGUAAAGAGAAGGUAUAUAAAUAUUUAAAAGAUAAACUUUUAGAAAAUGGGAAAUUACAAGUUCAAAUUGAAGAAUUUACUUCUCAUAGUUCUAUAUGUAUACAAGGUAGUAAAUCAAGUGAUGUACUAAAAGAACUAAUAGAUUAUAAUAAUGGAGAUGUGGAAACAAGUUUAGAUAACUGUAGUUUUAUGUCAAGUACAUUAACUAAAAUAAAUAAAAUAGAUAAUUGUAUUUUAAAUAGAUAUACAUGUACAGGUGAAGAUGGUUUUGAUAUAUUAAUACCUAAUAAAUAUGUUAAUGAUUUAUAUAAUUUAAUAUUAAAAAAUGAAUUAGUAAAACCAGGUGGAUUAGCUGUUCAAAAUACAUUAAGAUUAGAAAGUGGAUUUUGUGAAUAUGGAAAAGAUAUUAAUGAAGAUAUUACACCUAUAGAAUCAAAUUAUAAAUGGAGUUUAGGACAGAGAAGAUUAAAAGAACUAAAUUUUAAUGGAGCUCAUAUUAUUAUGGAUCAAAUAAAAAAUGGAACCAAAAUUAAAAGAGUGGGUAUUCUCAUUAAUACUAAUAUUGUACCUAAAGAAAAUACAAAAAUAUAUUCUCAUGAAAAUGUAGAACAAAUAAUUGGAUAUAUUACAAGUAGUGUCUUCUCUCCUGUAUUACAAAAACCUAUAUGUAUGGGAUAUGUUAAAUCUGAAUAUGCACAUAUAAAUAAUUUAAUCAAAGUUGACUGUUUAAAUAAAUUGGAAAUAGCUCAAAUUACAAAAUUGCCUUUUGUUCCUUUAUCUAUAUAUAAACUUUGA
Plasmodium reichenowi is the source of this 1221-nucleotide messenger RNA. RefSeq names its product glycine cleavage T protein, putative. Gene Ontology annotation, molecular function: protein binding. The transcript is spliced from 2 exons. The record is from RefSeq and is a predicted model, not a curated record. Bases 1 to 1221 code for a protein of 406 amino acids. NCBI's taxonomy places the organism in Eukaryota, Apicomplexa, Aconoidasida, Haemosporida, Plasmodiidae. Gene Ontology annotation, cellular component: mitochondrion.